Messenger RNA from Apodemus sylvaticus (European woodmouse), 3836 nucleotides. It is a transcript of the gene Rhbdl1, whose product is annotated as rhomboid like 1. The coding region runs from base 1371 to 2660 and encodes 429 amino acids. The record is from RefSeq and is a predicted model, not a curated record. Gene Ontology annotation, cellular component: membrane. Gene Ontology annotation, molecular function: serine-type endopeptidase activity. Lineage: Eukaryota; Metazoa; Chordata; Mammalia; Rodentia; Muridae. The transcript is spliced from 8 exons.
GGAGCUAACUGAUGGUUGUGAACCACCAUGUGGGUGCUGGGAACGAACCCAGGUCCUCUGCAGAAGCAGCCAGUGUUGCGAACCACCAAGCCCUCUCUCCAGCCCCAUAAAACUGGCUUUUCUUCAAUCUAAACGUGACUACUGUUUGUGUGAGUUGGAAUUGUCACCUGACCCUUUUGUCUCCCUCGUCCCUUUUCUGAGGUCUCACUGGUCAUACUGAUUAAUGGCUGUGGAAGGUCCAGUUGGGGUCUGCUGUCCAGUAAUGCCGGCCUCCAUCUGUGUCAUGUGGGGUGUGUGUGAGAGAGAGGGCUCCAAUGCACGUCUGUUUCUUCCCUGGGAACCUAGCUUCUGCUGUUGGUUCCUCAUUGCCCCGCACUCAGCCCAGUCAGCCUGCCUGGCUCUGCUGAGAACCAUGGCUUUCAGUGUAGCCUGGCUGUACAAACAGGGGCAGCCACAAGUCUCAGCCUGGCCAGAGGCUGAGGGAAGGAAGGACUGCUGGGCUCAGAGUUGAUCUUGUAAAAUGACCUCCUACCACCAAAACCACACAAACAGGAAUCCAAACUCUGUCAGUCACUUGGGUUGGGGCAGGUGGGCUCUCUCUACCCCAGAAUGUCCACCUAACAAGGAUCCCUGGAUGCGGCCUUUGCCUCCUGCUACAGUCCUAACCUACUGGCCUGCCGUCCCACUAAGUGGGACCUGCCUGCGGAUUGUAGGCAGCUGUAUUCCCUAUAGAGUCCCAUCUACAGGCAGUAGGCAGGAAUAACUGCCCUCACACCUUUGCAGCAGCAGAUUCUGUGUUGAGUGAUACUUGGGGGGUUGCCAUGGUUACACCUCCUAUUGGUCUGUCACCUUCACUGUCCUCAGGAACACAUCCCCUCCGUUAUCCAAGCUGCAGUCAGUCCUACCUUCAGGUGGCUGGCUGUGGCCCAUCCUGGCUAGCCCCUGUGCCUUGCUUGACUGGUGUUUCUGCACCAGAGGCCCUGCUGUCUCAAAUCUAAUUCAGGGGUGUUUGGUUAGAGCUCCCAGCCUUGGCCAGGAGUAGGGGCCACAAAUAAAGACAAGGUGUCUACUGAUAGCAGCUCCAGCUCGGGAGAAAUUGUGGUGGGGAGCAAAUAGACCUUGACAUUCUGGGAUGGGUCACAGACCUAUUUUUAGUAGAGAGAAAGCAUCCUAGAGAAGGUAACAAAACAGGCUGCCUAAAAGGGAUAUCGUUUGCCGCAGGUUCCCAGCUAUGGCCUACUGGGAGAAGCUUCUGCAGCAUGUAGUGCAAGAGCUGUACGCAGGCGGUGGUUCUGGGUCGAGCUGUUCGGUGGGGGACGGUUCUACCCAGGCAGUGCGUCGAGUUGGGGCCGCGCACGCGCGUGCAGGAUAUGCGCGAGCUCUGGCUGUGUGCGCGCUGGGCUGGCAUCUCAGUGACGCUGUCUGAGCUCCGGGAGCGCAGAGCAGAGCAGGCGGAGCGGGCCGGCCGGGGCGGAGCGGAGCGGUCCGCAGAGCAGCCCCUCCCGGCCUCGGCCGACCCCAGCCCUCGGCCCGGCUCUAUGGACAGGAGCUCGCUGCUGCAGCUCAUUCAGGAGCAGCAGCUGGAUCCUGAGAACACAGGCUUCAUCGGUGCGGACACCUUCGCUGGUCUGGUACACAGCCAUGAGCUGCCCCUGGACCCCACCAAGUUGGACAUGUUGGUGGCUCUGGCUCAGAGCAACGAGCGGGGCCAGGUCUGCUACCAGGAGCUGGUGGACCUGAUCAGCAGCAAGCGUUCCAGCAGCUUCAAGAGAGCCAUUGCUAAUGGACAACGGGCACUGCCCCGGGAUGGACUGCUGGAUGAGCCGGGCCUGGGUGUCUACAAGCGGUUUGUGCGUUAUGUGGCCUAUGAGAUCCUGCCCUGCGAGGUGGACCGCCGCUGGUACUUCUACAGGCACCGUACCUGCCCACCCCCGGUGUUCAUGGCCUCGGUCACCCUUGCCCAGAUCAUCGUGUUCCUGUGCUACGGGGCACGUCUCAACAAGUGGGUGCUCCAGACCUACCACCCUGAAUACAUGAAGAGCCCUCUGGUGUAUCACCCAGGACACCGUGCCCGGGCGUGGCGCUUUCUCACCUACAUGUUCAUGCAUGUCGGGCUGGAGCAGCUAGGGUUCAAUGCCCUCUUGCAGCUGAUGAUCGGCGUGCCCCUGGAGAUGGUACACGGUGUGCUUCGCAUCAGCCUGCUCUACCUGGCUGGCGUGCUGGCAGGCUCCCUGACUGUCUCUAUCACAGAUAUGCGUGCCCCCGUGGUAGGGGGCUCUGGAGGGGUCUAUGCCCUGUGCUCAGCACACCUGGCCAAUGUUGUCAUGAACUGGGCUGGGAUGCGGUGUCCGUACAAGCUUCUGAGGAUGGUGCUGGCUCUGGUGUGCAUGAGUUCCGAAGUGGGCCGGGCGGUGUGGCUGCGGUUCUCCCCGCCACUGCCCGCCUCGGGCCCGCAGCCCAGCUUCAUGGCACACCUGGCUGGCGCAGUGGUGGGCGUGAGCAUGGGCCUUACCAUCCUGCGAAGCUAUGAGGAGCGCCUGAGGGACCAGUGCGGCUGGUGGGUGGUGCUACUUGCCUAUGGCACCUUCCUGCUUUUCGCCAUCUUCUGGAACGUCUUUGCCUAUGACCUGCUGGGUGCCGAUAUCCCCCCUCCACCCUGACCUGCUCCCUAGGGCCAUGUGGCUACAGCCAGGCCUUCAGAGGGUCACACCAGGUGGGCCUGCAUGUCUGCCCUCUAUGAAUGGACCUCUUGGCUGCUUUUCCCACAGGGGCAGGGGGGCCCUGGGAUCCACCACCACCCCAGCUGAAGCCAAGUUUUACUGCAGCCCUUGCUGCCCCUCCCAGGCCUUCCCAGGGGGAGGAGUGCUACUAGGCCAGGGCUGGGUGGAGGACCUUGAAUGUGGCCCUAGAGGAGACCCCUCCCCUCCCCACUGACCCCCCCAGGACUUGCAGUCUGAGCCUUUUUGGAGAAUGAAUAAAUAUUUUACACAGCACCAGGUAGCUGUCCCGGGGCUCUGCAGGCUUGUCUGCCUCCUCACCCAGGCUGUAUGAGACACCUCCCCUCCAGGACGCUCUGUGAUCCCUCUCUCCCUUGAAGCUCUGCACUUGACUUGAGGUGGUGGCUUUACUCCUGGCCAGGGCCGGCAUCCACAGGAGGUGGGGCCCCUGGGAAGAGACUGUGGACUUCCAGGUCAGUCCAAGUUCAGCAAUCGUUUAUUGUGCUCCAAGAGCGUCCAAUCUCCUGUCCUUUCAGCCUCCCUUCCAAAGGCAAGCCCACGACAGAGCCAGGUUCACUUAGCUCGGGUCCUGUAAUUUUCGGCAGGUCCUUGUGGGAGGCCCAGUCGGGUUGAAGUUCAGGCAGCAGGUCUGGGCAUACAUGUACCCAUAGGCCAAGUUUGCACAAGACGAAGAGUCUACAGCUCUAAGACACUCACUAGUGAGGUCCACAAGGGUUCUGGCGUCGAGUUACUAGCCAUCAGAACCAUCUGAUGGGGUCCUGGAGGACCUCUCAGGACCCGCUCAGAAAUGCAGUGUGCUCUUGCACCCGGGCUAGAAACAGCAAGUAGUGCUUGAGUGUGUACGGGGUUAGCAAGCUAGGAACCGUAGCCACCGCCUCUUCGUAUAUGAAAUCAUCAACCCCAGAAACCCCUGGCGCCAGGACCACUGCAAAGAGUGACAAGGAAGUUCUGGGGAUGGCUUUUUUUGAGCUCCUAGAGUCCCCACCCAACUUGGGCAAAAAACCGCUUCCUACUCACUCGAGGCAGUGGUAGAAACCACGCAGCGAAGUUUGACUGCGGCGCUCAGAUCGGCAGAAAGCCGAGUUCUGAUUCUCCAAG